AUGGAUUUUGUCCAUAGUAGUGGUGUGCUAGUUAUACGCUACAUCCAGAACAACUACGGGGAAUACCGUGACUUCCUCAACCUCAUUUCAACUGUGGGCGACCCCCGAAAUGUAUUCUCGGUUUAUUUCCCCCUGUGGUUCUAUCUGAGUCACAGCGUGGGCACCAAGAUGGUAUGGGCGGCUGUUUUUGGAGACUGGCUCAAUCUCAUUUUCAAAUGGAUUCUCUUCGGGCAGCGACCUUACUGGUGGGUGCAUGAAACUCAGCUCUACAACAAUGAUUCCUUCCCCCAUUUGGAGCAAUUUCACAUCACAUGUGAAACAGGGCCAGGUAGUCCAUCCGGUCACGCCAUGGGCUCAUCGUGUGUGUGGUAUGUCAUGAUAACAUCUGCUCUCAACUCGACUCAAUGUUUUGCUGCUGCCAACGAGCACACUUCUAAAAGAUUUUGGAUUCUGAGGUCUUGCUUGUGGACCACCUUUUGGAUCAUCCAGAUCAGUGUUUGCAUUUCCAGGGUUUUUAUCGCCACUCAUUUUCCACAUCAGGUUAUCCUGGGCCUACUAGCUGGUAUGUUGGUCGGCGAGGCGUUGGAACACCUGCCUUCAGUCUGCAAUGUGAGCUUGAAAGCGUACAUCCAGAUCACCGUGUUUCUCUUCUGCAUCGCUGUUAGCUUAUACCUGCUGCUCAGACUGGCCGGCGUGGAUCCAUUGUGGUCCGUAGCCAAAGCCAAGAGGUGGUGUGGUAAUCCGGACUGGAUACAUCUUGAUACAACACCCUUUGCCGGACUGGUGAGAAACCUGGGAGCCUUGUCUGGACUGGGCCUGGCCGUCAACUCUGACAUGUUCAUUCAGAGCUGUAAAGGGAAGAGCGGCUACCAAAGCAGAUUCAAGAUCAUGUGCGUGGCCGCAACACUCACCACCCUGCAGCUAUAUGAUUUAGUCAGAAUACCCACUCAUACUGAGCUGCUCUUUUAUAUCCUCUCAUUCUGUAAGACGGCUUCCAUUCCACUUGUUGUGGUUGCUGUUAUUCCUUAUUGUGUUCACCUGAUGAUGGGAAACGAAGACAGGAAACUUGUGUAA
This is a messenger RNA of Dunckerocampus dactyliophorus (ringed pipefish), 1074 nucleotides long. Its product is annotated as glucose-6-phosphatase 2-like. The transcript is spliced from 5 exons. The record is from RefSeq and is a predicted model, not a curated record. Gene Ontology annotation, biological process: glucose 6-phosphate metabolic process; gluconeogenesis. Gene Ontology annotation, molecular function: glucose-6-phosphatase activity. The coding region runs from base 1 to 1074 and encodes 357 amino acids. Lineage: Eukaryota; Metazoa; Chordata; Actinopteri; Syngnathiformes; Syngnathidae. Gene Ontology annotation, cellular component: membrane.